Messenger RNA from Rosa chinensis, 615 nucleotides. Its product is annotated as 40S ribosomal protein S8-like. Gene Ontology annotation, cellular component: ribosome; cytosolic small ribosomal subunit. Gene Ontology annotation, biological process: translation; maturation of SSU-rRNA from tricistronic rRNA transcript (SSU-rRNA, 5.8S rRNA, LSU-rRNA). Gene Ontology annotation, molecular function: structural constituent of ribosome. The record is from RefSeq and is a predicted model, not a curated record. The transcript is spliced from 3 exons. Lineage: Eukaryota; Viridiplantae; Streptophyta; Magnoliopsida; Rosales; Rosaceae. Bases 1 to 378 code for a protein of 125 amino acids.
AUGCUCCUCAUGAAGUUCCCUACUCCUAACGGGACAGGCUGUGUGAAAGGAGGUCAGCAGCUUGCACAUGAGUGUUAUUCAACGACUGUGUCACGGUUGACGCGCCGCCACGAGAUCCUUACGGAGGCAGAAACAGCUCCUGUGGGGGAGGCAAAGAAGAGUAAUCAUCUAACCAGAAAGAUUGAGAAGCGUGUGCAAGUUCGUACACUGGACUCCCACAUUGAAGAGCAGUUUGGGGGUGGUAGAUUGUUGGCCUGCAUAUCUUCCCGUCCUGGACAAUGUGGAAGAGCUGAUGGGUACAUCUUGGAAGGUAAGGAGCUUGAGUUCUACAUGAAGAAGCUCCAGAGGAAGAAGGGGAAGGGUGCCUCCACUGCCUAAGCAGUUCAUUCAACAGGCUUUAUCUUUUUGACUAUUUUGUGAAACCUAUCGCUAGCCGGGUCCUUUGUUAUUUAUAUGUUAUUGUGCUAGACAUCUAGUCAUAGUAAUUUAUUGCUCAAUUUAGUGUAGAGUUUGGAUUUUAAUAGAAGUCUGUUCGGACUUCUUCCUGUCACUCCAAACUUCCUUAAACAAUGUAGAAGUAUUAUGCUAGAGUUGAUUGGAGUUUUCAGAGUCUCU